UUAUUUUUUUUUUCGUGAAAAGAAACUCAACUACAAUAGUUCUGUCCUUCAACUCGUGGAAAGGAUCGUGAAUGAAUACAUUUCUGUAAAAAAAAAUGUCUCUGGUUGGACAUGUUGCGUCAACGGUUGUUUUUUUCUAUGCCGACUUGUUGAUGCGGGGUUACCUGAAUGCUUCAGGCUUGAACGGAGCUUUAACAGUUGCCAAUUCUGCCAGUGAUGCUGGGUACUCGAAUACUUCAGGAUAUUCAGACGAGUACCGAAAUUACCGGGAACAGAGUGACGGGUUCGUCAAGGAUUACCUCGAGGAUAUUUCAAUGCCAGGAUGGAAGGAAACCCGAAAACGCCACGGAAUCACCAUCAAGGAGUUGUACUUCACCAAGUACAAACGCAGUGUGUUCAUGGGCGAGGUAUUCGUGAAGCAUCCGAUUCAAGACGUUUGUAUGAUUCUAUGGGACAGAGCUCAUGAAGUUCCAGAGUGGUACUAUGACACAGAGUUUGUUCGUAUGAUCAAGGAGUGGGACGACAUGCGGAUUUCAUACCAGGCUAGCAAGCGAGUCGGUUUGGUACAGGCUCGUGAUUACGUGAUGGUAAACCGACGGGUGGACGAGCCCGACAGAGGAUUGGUUUAUUUGGUGUUCGCCAGCACCACUUACAAGGACCUGCCAGAGCUGGAUGACGUUGUGAGAGCGGAAUCUGGUCCAGCGGGGUACCAGCUUGUUACCACCACUCAAGAGGAUGUCAACGGCAACAAGGUGGAUGGAACCAUGAUCCGCUGGAUUCUAAACAUGAACAUGAAGCUGCCUGCAAUUGUUCCACAAUCAAUUCUCAAUCGGCUGCUGCCCAUAAGUAUGGUGGAAUUCCUAAAGAAGCUCAACGAGAGACUAGACUCAACAUACCAAACAUCUAACAAUGACGUGAACUCUGCAUGAUCUUGAACUUUCAUCAAGAAUCAGUUAAUUCUUGAUACAGUAUGACUAAAGAUUCUUACUUCUUUCGCAAGCGGGAUGAUGAUUGAUUUGUUCAGGUGUUCUAAAACCACCGGUGCUGACUUGACUGCUGACAAGAGAAUUGGAUCUUCCAUAAAUUUGGUACAAAUUGAUCAAAAA
Notodromas monacha is the source of this 1106-nucleotide messenger RNA. The record is from the annotation of a GenBank genome assembly. NCBI's taxonomy places the organism in Eukaryota, Metazoa, Arthropoda, Ostracoda, Podocopida, Cyprididae.